Fundulus heteroclitus (mummichog) is the source of this 1534-nucleotide messenger RNA. RefSeq names its product sorting nexin 24 (gene snx24). The coding region runs from base 143 to 661 and encodes 172 amino acids. NCBI's taxonomy places the organism in Eukaryota, Metazoa, Chordata, Actinopteri, Cyprinodontiformes, Fundulidae. The record is from RefSeq and is a predicted model, not a curated record. Gene Ontology annotation, molecular function: phosphatidylinositol phosphate binding. The transcript has 7 exons.
UUAAAUUCUGGGAUUUUUAUCACACUAACUGGAGUAAAGCACCAGCGGUCAGUGUGUUUGGGGAUCUGUGCUGCCUGCUUGUGUGUGUUUGUGCCAGAAGAUCAAACCUGAACCCAAACAGAACCGAUUUCUGCGGCGAACAAUGCAUCCGGUCCGAGUGUCGAUCCCGUCGUUCCGUUCAGAGAACAGCUCCGUGGAGAAAGGAUUCACGGUCUUUAAAAUUGACGUGCUGGUGAAUGGCAGGCUGCACAGCGUCGAGAAACGCUACAGUGAGUUCCACGCUUUGCACAAAAUGCUGAAAAAGAGCAUAAAACCUCCUGAAAUCCCUUCGAAGCACGUCAGAAACUGGGUCCCCAAAGUUCUGGAGCAGAGGAGGCACGGCCUGGAGCUCUACCUGCAGACUGUAAUUAUGGAAAAUGAAGUCCUCCCAAAGAUAUUCUUGGAUUUCCUCAAAAUCCGCCAUUUUCCUUCAGUGCCAAAAACAGAAAGCUGCGGCUCUUUUGACACAGAAUCAGUGGAGUCAAGUAAACUGUCUCAUCAGCCAGUCAUAGUGUAUCUCAGGGAUCCAUACCUGCUGCCCGCUGCACACGAGACAUUUUCCAACGUUGUGAUCGAAGGCGUGGUGCAUGGAGUUUUCUACCCCGAUGUUCAGCCGAGGUAGAGACCCGAAUGGGAACGUCACCAUGAAACCGAUGCUUCUCACCAGCUUUCGUUUGCACCUGAAGGAAUAUAUUGGGAAAUAAUCUGAACCUUUUUUUUUUUUUUACUCACAAACAUGCAACAAAAAAUUAUUUAUUUUAUUUUUUUAACUAAAAGGGAUUUCUGGUCUCUGAAUGUUUCACUACAUUUUAUACAUCAUCACUACCGUAUGUUUUGUUCAUUAUUCCAUCCGAUUUUCACUUUAAAGCUAUUUUAAAAUGAAAAUACUACAAGAAAUAGCCAGACAGGUAAAUUAAAAUAGCUUGGAAAAAUGUAAAAGUUGCAGUAAAUUACCUGAGACGUCAUACUUGGCCGUGGAAACCAUAUCUCAAAGGCGACUGCGUUGAGGGUUGAACAGCGGGCCUAACGUCCCUUUGCGGCACCUUUUGAUGUAUUUUUAUUAUUAUUUUAUUUUAUUUUAGGAGACAGUUGAUGGUGAACAGUAGGAACAUUUAGACCGCUUCCUUUGCAGGACUGAUGAGUCUGUCGCUGCGCUCAGCUGAGGCUCACAGCAAAGUAGCACAUUUAAAUAUAGAUGCUACAGUGACGUGGACAUUUAUCUGUAGUUUUAAAGGCGUUGAAAGCUCAGAUGCUGAAUGAGCUGCUCAGUUAUGAGCGGAUUGAGCUUUUUUAAAUAAGUAGACAGUUUGAAACUAAACAUCAUUAAAUAUGUAGUGUAAUCUGAGGAAAAUAAAAGUUGUCUUUAAAUAGAAAUGGCCCUCAUGCCAGCAAUAAACGGAUUAUGACUAAGUUCAUUGUAUGGAGCCUGAUACAUAACACUCCCUUAUCAAAUAUUGGCACCCAUGGUAAAAAUGUGUGUGAAAAAAAAAAAAAA